UGGUGACUUGGCCACUCGACCGAACUUCGUGAAGGCAGAGCCAUGCUAGAAUGCAGCUGCAGCUCUUGUUUCUGACAGCAGGAUGUCUUUGCGCGGUGCAAAGUGUCGAACCCUUGAAUGUUCAUGAUGAAUCUUGUUCGAUGCAGGCACACCAUGCUCUGGGCGAGUCAAGCAAGUGGCCCGACUCAUCUGUCAACUCCACUUUGCUCGACAGGCUUGUACUCAAAUCGAAGCAUCAAGCGGAAGUGCUCCCCGAGCCCGAGAACAGGCCAAGGCCCAUCUAUGUCCAGACCAUCACCAAUGGAAGUGCUCCCGUCAAGAACCAGACGAACGCUGGACAUGGUGGGAUUGUUCAGCGUGUGCAUUCUUUUCUUGACGCACGGCCAGAGGUAAAAGCAUUGCUGAAAGCUCUGUUGAUCUCUUGGAUUCUUGCUGGAUUGCUAGGCCUAUGUGCCGUUGCGGCUGGGAAAGCAAAAAUAUAUCCACCUUACAAAUACUUGUCCUGGCGGGAGAUAAAGGAAGAAGAGGCCUAUAUGGUCGGAUCCUCUACGAGGUUUUGGUACAAUUUGGAACCAGGAACAAGAUGGUCACUUUUUAUGGUACUGUUGUUUUUCCUCGUGAUCUUCGGCAUUUUGUGGAAAAUGGAAGUUAUUCAGCCUGUCAUGAACCAGCUUGCCUGCUACAUCUACGUGCUCCUCUUCUUUGGCAUCAUCCUUUCCGUGAUAAUCACAGACGUCCUGGGGAAGGUCAAGAGGCAGGCCCAGCAAUCUUUGGAGCCGGUCCUCAGGUUCGGCAAGAAACUGAUCAGAAAUUGA
Molecule: messenger RNA, 815 nt
Organism: Cladocopium goreaui
Lineage: Eukaryota; Dinophyceae; Suessiales; Symbiodiniaceae
Source: the annotation of a GenBank genome assembly